AUGCCUCGGAAUGCGCUCUCCCCCGAAGCGCCUCUCACCAUGUCGACAAUUUCUGAGCAAUCCAUAUCGACCGAUUGGAACACCAACCGUUUAGGAGCGCGACUGGGAGUCGACGUUGCCAGCGCGGCGACAGCAGGAGCCUUGACAUGCCCGGUCAUCACGGUCAUCGACCGUGCGAUCAUUGAGAAAGCAGCAAAAGGCGUUUCUAUCCGCCAGACCAUCACCUCCUGCUUCCGAUCCAUGCUCACGAAACCGGGGGGCUUUUUCCUCAGCACUCCGUUCCUCCUCAUCUACACGCUCUACACGUCCACCUACCUCACCGCGAACACGAUUGACACCUUCACUUCCACCAUGCGCAACAAGCCCUUCGAGACUGUCUUCCCAGGCACCGCCAAGUUCCUCACCACAACCGCAGUGAACAUGGGCAUAUGUGUAUAUAAGGACGCCAGGUUCGCGCGGAUCUUCGGCGCAUCCUCCCCUCCUACAUCAGCUUCCGCAUCUCCGUCUGCGCCACCGUCACAAUCUGCACCCGCGUCCGCGUCCACGUCCACGUCCGCCCCAGCCUCCUGUCACCCCUCGGGCGCCGCGAAAGUCCCCAAGAUUUCCUACUCUCUUUUCUGUCUGCGCGAUAGCAUCACCAUCUUCGCUUCCUUCAACAUCCCCGCGCUCGUCGCUCCCUCCAUCCCGGAUACCAUUGCCGCCACCCCCGGAAUGAAAGCCGCCCUCGCGCAGUUCUCCUGUCCCGCUCUGAUGCAGUUCGUCAGCACGCCUAUGCACCUGCUCGGCCUGGAUCUGUAUAACCGACAGCCGCCUGGAGGUUUAGGUUGGCGCGAGCGCGCCUCGCGCAUUCGACGCGACUACGUCCCGAGUUGCUUUGCGCGCAUGGGCAAGAUCGUUCCCGCGUACGGCGUGGGCGGUGUUGUCAAUGUCCGGAUGAGAGCUUCUCUGAUGGAGUAUCUGGAGGGGAAGAAGAAUUAA
This is a messenger RNA of Aspergillus sclerotioniger CBS 115572, 978 nucleotides long. RefSeq lists its product as uncharacterized. The transcript is spliced from 2 exons. Lineage: Eukaryota; Fungi; Ascomycota; Eurotiomycetes; Eurotiales; Aspergillaceae. The record is from RefSeq and is a predicted model, not a curated record. Gene Ontology annotation, cellular component: mitochondrion. Bases 1 to 978 code for a protein of 325 amino acids.